Molecule: messenger RNA, 3759 nt
Organism: Pyricularia pennisetigena
Lineage: Eukaryota; Fungi; Ascomycota; Sordariomycetes; Magnaporthales; Pyriculariaceae
Exons: 6
Coding region: 1-3759 (1252 amino acids)
Biological process (GO): positive regulation of GTPase activity; Ras protein signal transduction
Cellular component (GO): plasma membrane
Molecular function (GO): guanyl-nucleotide exchange factor activity
Source: RefSeq, a predicted model, not a curated record
AUGUCAUCCAAAUCGCGAGGCCACAGGGCUCACCUUAGCGUCACAGAAGACCAAUCAACCGCAUCACAAUCCAGCAGGAGUAAGCAUUCACGAAAGCCAUCUUCCAAUUCGAGUUCCAAGCCAAGAGCAAAGUCAACCUCGUCUUCUCUGCCACCGGCAUCAUCCUCGAGACCGAAUUUGCCCCAAUCCAGUCGCCCUCCACUUUCCGAGCCGAGGAGACCACCGCCGUCGCUAUCGGAUCGUUCAUUUCUCGAUCUCGGUGAACCGCCGUCUGGAACCAGGCGCCGAAACUCAGCGGCACCCAUAGCCGAGCAGUCCUACCCCCGACAUCGCCCCGAGGCAAACACGAACGAGCGCAGCCCGGCCGACUUGGACUCGCAUGGACACCAGCAUCCUUCUCCACCCAGCUGGCCGCCUCCUCGCAAAGAUUCCUUGACGCCGCUGAACAGCGAACCCGCGCCCAAGUCCGCCCCGCUUCCCACGACCCCGGAACCCCAACCAAGCAUGGAUACGUUGAAUAUAGCAGUGCUAGGCGCAGAUGGCGUGGGGAAGUCUACCUUUAUACAGCGAGCAUUGCGCGCGCCGCGGCCUCCCGGUAACAACAUCACUACCGUUCGGCUAGACCUGGACGGUACUGCGCUGCGUGCUACCUUUCUCGAGGUUGAUACUGAGUUCUUGGAGGUCGACGAAAAACAACCCAUCCACUGGCCUAAGCAGAUCAAUGGCCACAUGGUACCGCGCAUAGAUGGUGUCUUGGUGCUAUACGACGUGACGAACAAGGAAAGCUUAAGAGAGUUGCCUCCAAUAAUGAAUGCCUUGGCAAUUGCCAAAAUCCCAACCAUAAUCGUUGCCACGAAAUGCGACAGCCCCGAGAACCUACGGCAAGUUAACCCUGAUGCCGUGUCAGGCUACUUCCCCGCCGCCGUCGCCACCUUUAAAACUUCAUCCAGCGUGCCGAGUAGCACAAGAGAUUCACUUCAGUCUAUAAUACGGGCUGCGCUUGCGAGCAAGAGAGGCGCUGAAAUCAACAAGAACGAAGCUGCAAUAUCUAGAAGACGCGCGGCAUCUUCUGCGGCUCACCUUGACGCCCCAGAUCUUAACGGACGACCGCUCAGUCAGCAAGGCAAACACGGACGAGCUAGUUCUGACCUUUCGCUGUUGCGAGGUACCCCGCCACCCGGAAGCGACGGAGGUUAUUCGUACCGGGGCGCACAGUCGCGGUCACGGAUCGACCACUCAAGCUACGGAUCCGACGCGGUAGCCGACGACGGUAGCGUCACUGUUUCUGGAAUGCUCAGGACCCACGGCGGGGUGCGUUUGGACGGUGGUGGGCCCGACACGUUCUUGGACGUGGACGAGUCGGACGUCGAGUCGUAUCGACACUCAGACGACAUUCCUAUCCUGCAGCGCGGCGAUGAGAAUUUUGCGGAAAAGCCGGCCAAGAUGGUCGGCGUGGAAUUCGAUGAACUCGUCGACCGGUUGCUGGCCCCGCGCAUGACGCGGGCCGACAACAACUUUGCCGACAUAUUCCUAUGUCUUUAUCGCAAAUUUGCCUCGCCCAGUCAGCUGUUGUCGGCCAUACUCGCGCGACUGGAGCCCGUGAUGAAAGACAAGAGCAUCCCUGACUUGACAAUGAUACAGACGGAGCUGCGAAUCAUUGAAGUUAUCGCGAAAUGGGUCUCGCUAUAUCCAGGCGAUUUUGCCCGGUCAGCAACAAGGAGGAAAUUGGAGAAUUUAGUCCGCCAGCUUGCCAAGGAUCCGAUACUCACACCUUCUGCUCAGCAGAUAAGGGUGUACUUGGAACGUUACAUCAUGGAGGAUGACGAUACAGGCUGGGCCAAGUCGGAUGAGCCAGACAGAGACUCGUACCACGGCCAGGAUCCAAGAUUCACAUCGCGCGAUGGGCAUAGAAGCGACAGUUUGCUUAACGAUAGCAUGACCUCGUUGCACCUCGAGGAUAGCAGGGAGUCGUCCUCAACAUAUGGUAAUGCACAGCGGGCUUCGGCUGAGGACUCUGCGCCACACCGACGGCCAGUUGCGCAGUUUCAGUUCCAUUCACUUGAGGACUAUGAGCGUGAGGCAGCGACGAUGAUACCAACAGCAACAUUGCCCUUGAACAAAAUUCGCUACCACAUUUUCCUGGACAAGGACACCGACGAAAUCGCCGACGAAAUCACGCGUAUCGAUUGGAUAAUGUUCUCUUCCAUUCGAAUUCGUGACUUGGUAAGGCAUGUUAGCCUGUCGACUGAGCAAAAAGAGAAAUGCCGCAGUCUAAAAAACGUCAACCGCAUGAUAAGCCACUUCAACCAUGUUGCUCGCUGGGUGUCGAACAUGAUCCUCAUCCGAGACAAGGCGAAGCACCGCGCACCGUGCCUGGAGAAAUUCAUGCUUAUCGCACUGAGGCUGCGCGUCCUGAACAACUACAACGGGCUCGCUGCCGUUUUGGCGGGCAUCAACGGGGCAUCGAUCCACCGUCUUGCUCAAACAAAGGCGUUGGUCUCUGUUGAAGUGCAAAGGCGGUUCGCAAGGCUCGGACUGUUGAUGGGAACUCAGAAGAGCCACUUUGCGUACCGGCUUGCGUGGGAGAACUCUCCACUUCCUAGAAUACCUUUUAUGCCGCUACAUCGACGUGAUUUAGUUUCCGCCGAGGAAGGAAGCAGGACUUUUGUCGGACCGCAAGGAGACAGGAUCAACUGGAAGAAGUUUGAGGUCUUGAGCGAAGUUUUGUUGCCUUUGAUGAAGAGCCAGGGCACGCCAUAUCCUAAUCUGAGGAAGGACGAUGGAAGCAGGGAAUUGAUUCUUGAUUGCAAGAUGCCAAUCGACGAAGAGGAAAUCUACCAGCGCAGUGUACAAGUGGAGCCCGCAUCAGGCAUGGGCGAGUCGAGCAAGAAGAAAUUUCCUUGGCUGGCAAACAACGGUACUAGAAAACUCAGCACAGCAUGCCACCCAGAAAGAGAGCUCCUUCUAGUGAGUCUUAAAUUCAAGGAUCCCUUCAAAGUUCGCUUCUUCGGCAUCCUGGCUAAAAGAAUCGACAUAGUGAGCAGCGUGGGAAGCGACUUUGAGCAGUUCGCGAAGGGUCGUCGAUCUAUGCAGAAACGCAAAAGGGGCAAAAAAAGAAGCGACGACAACACAGCGGCUGAAUUUGACCGGUCUCAAAUCGACAACAUGCAGGCAGGCGCCGGCGGGCGGCUUUUUGACGAGAUUGCCUCUAUUCGGCAAGAUGUCCUGGAAGAGCUCAGAUCCCACACGAAGCGGUCACACCAUCCCCACGCUUGGAAACAGCAAAAUAAUACAGUGGGCACUUUGCGUCAGAUACAGACCUCAACUGGAGACACAAAGGAGAAAAUUGAGCUUUUCCAGGCAGGCCGCGCACUUUUUAUUGCUUGUCGGUACGCAAUUACAAGCACCGAAAAGUACGCUGGACGCCUAAGGGAGAUACAACGCCCACACCUAGACGAUGCCACGCUGGAGCAAUGGCAGCAGGAUGUUGCGAGCUUGAACAGAAUCGUAGAUUUCGGACACAAGUACGGGAAGCAUCUCUCUGAAUGCGCAAUCGCUGGGACUAAACCCUAUACACCGGGAAUCAAUGAGGUCGACGAGGAUGGCAUGUUUGCGCUUGAAAUAUUCGAGGGGAGCACUUCCGCGGUUGCCAAAGAGAAGGGUUGGGGAAGCUGUGCCAGAAAACACGUCAAAGGCUUAAAGAUGUUGGCACCCAACGCGGAGGAGGGGAGGUCACACACUCCGCCUUUGGGCCAGUGA